This is a messenger RNA of Camelus dromedarius (Arabian camel), 1839 nucleotides long. It is a transcript of the gene SERPINB7, whose product is annotated as serpin family B member 7. The transcript has 7 exons. Gene Ontology annotation, biological process: negative regulation of endopeptidase activity. Gene Ontology annotation, molecular function: serine-type endopeptidase inhibitor activity. The coding region runs from base 1 to 1143 and encodes 380 amino acids. NCBI's taxonomy places the organism in Eukaryota, Metazoa, Chordata, Mammalia, Artiodactyla, Camelidae. The record is from RefSeq and is a predicted model, not a curated record.
AUGGCCUCCCUUGCUGCAGCAAAUGGAGAAUUUUGCUUCAACCUGUUCCGAGAGAUGGGUAACAGUCAAGGAAGCGGCAACGUGUUCUUUUCCUCUCUGAGCCUCUUCACCGCCCUGGCCCUGGUUCGUCUGGGCGCGAGAGGAGACUGUGCUGCUCAGGUCGACAAGAUGCUUCGUUUUAAUACCUUCUCCGGACGUGGGAAUUCUUCUAAUACUCAGCCAGGAAUCCGAUCCCAACUGAAAAGAGUUCUCUCUGAUAUAAACUCAUCCCACAAGGAUUACGAACUCAGCAUUGUCAAUGGACUUUUUGCAGAAAAGAUGUUUGAUAUUCGAAAGGACUACAUUGAGUGUGCUGAGAAACUAUAUAAUGCCAAAGUGGAAAGAGUUGACUUUACAAAUGAUAUAGAAGACACCAGACAUAAAAUUAAUAAAUGGAUUGAAAACGAGACACACGGCAAAAUCAAGAAUAUCUUUCAUCAAGGUACCAUAAGCUCAGCCGCUGUAAUGGUGCUGGUGAACGCUGUGUACUUCAAAGGCAAGUGGGAAUCAGCCUUCACCAAGAGUGAGACCCUAAACUGCCGUUUCAGAUCGCCCAAGUGUCCUGGAAAAGCAGUGGCCAUGAUGCAUCAAGAACGGAAGUUCAAUUUGUCUGUCAUUAAGGACCCAUCCAUGCAGGUUCUGGAGCUCAGAUAUCACGGUGGCAUAAGCAUGUACAUAAUGCUGCCUGAGAAUGACCUAUCCCAAAUUGAAAAAAAACUGACCUUCCAGAAUCUAAUGGACUGGACCAAUCCAAGAAAAAUGAGAUAUCAAUAUGUUGAGGUGUUUUUCCCUCAGUUCAAGAUAGAGAAGAAUUAUGAAGCCAAACACUAUUUAAAAGCCCUAGGGCUGAGAGAUAUCUUUGAUGAAUCCAGAGCUGAUCUCUCCGGUAUAGCUGCAGGAGGCCGACUAUACAUGUCAAAACUGAUGCACAAGUCUUACAUAGAGGUGACCGAGGAAGGCACAGAGGCGACCGCUGCCACGGGAAACGACUUCGUAGAAAAGCAGCUCCCAGACUCCACAGUGUUCCGAGCUGAUCACCCAUUCCUAUUUGUCAUCAGGAAGAAUGACAUCAUUUUGUUUAGUGGCAAAGUCUCUUGCCCUUGAAAAUCCAACUGGUUUCUAUUAUAAUGGUCCCUGAAACAUCAAGGAGCCACCACAAGUGAAUAGAUUUGAAUUUAAUUGGAAGCACAUGGUGUUUCCCUUGGGUUUAUUUCCUUCUAACGUUGGUUGGCAGAUGAUUUUGGUGACUUGACCCUCCUUAGACACCUGGUUGAUUGUCUUGAUCUUGCUCUUAGCAUUUCUACCACCAUCUGCCUACCCCAUUUCUAAUUUCCUUGUCUCUCUACCCACACUUAUUUCUGCCAGUCUUCACACCAUAGCCUCUCGCACAAAGAUCUGGAUAUAACAUAUGGGAAUUGUGUAGUGCCCUGCUGGUAAUGGUGGAGUAGUAAGAUAGAAGCAGCCCUAGGGAUCUUUUUUGAAACUGUAGUUAUGGCAGAUAUUCUAGUUUUGCUGUAAAUGAUCUACAUAGUAAGUCCCACUGCGGGAAAUAAAUGUGAAGGAUAAUUUUCCCUUGCUGAGCUAAGAAGACAUUAGCAUUUAAUUUAAUAUAGUUGAUUUGAAAUUAAUAUCUAUUUUAGAUGCUAAAAAAAUAUGAAUUUGGGGUUGGGGACCAACUGAAAUGUUUCAUUAAUCAUUUUGGCCUUUCCUUGAUAGAGACUUGAUAUGUACAUAGUUUUUCAAAUAUUAAGUAUCUCUUAACAGUUGCCAGUUGUUAUUUGCAGUAUAUUAUUUCAUAUG